AUGCGGAUUGGCAGCCUGAGACAUGCAGCCGUUUGGGUGGCUUGCCUGUCCCACCAUGUGGCGGCUGUCAAUCAUCGGGACCCCGCCGAGGGGGCAGCCAGGAUGAAUGCUUACGAAAUUUUCAACGCCAUCCAUUCCGCCAUGCGACAAUGGGGCUCAUCUUUGAACCAUAAUGGCCUGUCAACUUUCGUCGCCACUGUUCCUGCUGGAGUGACCUUGUACCACGGCACCUGGAGGUCAACUCCGCCACCUGGUCCAGAAUGGCUCGCCUUCGAGAUUGAGCACGCAGAGCUAUUUGCUCACCCGCGAUGGAAGUUUCCGCCGCGGGAGUUGAACACUGCGGGCUCUUCCAUGCCGCUCCAGCGCCAACGAGGGAUUUUAUUCCAGGGAGAAAACGAUUAUGAAGUUCGAGAAGAUGGCGAAGAUGAAAAAGGGUACCUCCAGAUCUACAAAACGACACAGCCUGUUCGGCUGCUCUACCUAGACGGUACGAGUGCCGCCAACACGGAGAUGGGCACCCUGGACUUGCAAGACUUUGUUAUCCGAGGGGACCGCAAUGCUGAAGCUUGGGAUGAGUUCGGUCGUGCCAAAAGUCUCUGUGAUAUUGUCACGAGCUGGGGUCUUCAAGGUGUGAUUCGGAUGGAAGCCGGUUUUGAGAUCAUCAAGUGCAACUUUUCUGACAGCAUGGAGCUGGUUUCCGCUAUCCAGCGUCCAGCCGAUCCGUCCAACUCUGAUGGGCUAGGCUGGGAAGGGUAUGCUGAAGUUCACCCUUUUGAAUGGAUCAGCGCUGUUGCUCAGCGGUACCAUGGUAUUGGUGGCUCCAGGGUAGAGCUCGAUUUCUCUUCCAUGGUCUCGGCGAUGUUUUACCCUGUCAACCUCACCAAUGACAAAUCGUCAAAGCCAAAUCUUCCACGAUUGUGGUAUGCAACAGAGGACGAGUUGCUGAGCAUCAGGUCCCGCGUGGAGGAGGUGGUACAUGAGCGCCUGGACGGCAAACACACUUCCAUUAACUGGCAGGAGGUUACCGAUCUGAUCAUCACACGCUAUGCAGAUAGGCUUUGGUUCAUGGCAGAAAGAGCUCAGUCGAUAUUGGAGUUCCAAGGCGAGCUCAACCAUCUGACAAAUACCCAUGUCGACUACGGCGAGAAAGACAUAUAUCAUGCCGCCUGUUCACGCUGCGAACGCCACUAUAUCCGCUCAGCCACGCCCAAGACUCCAGAAGACCAUCUUAUUCUCGCCGCCAUGGAGGAAGUGACGCAUGCUAUCUGCGAGACACUAUUCGUAGUGCGCCUUUUCAUCAAGAAUCGGAUCAGGAUUGACAAGCUCAAAUACAACGACAAAGUACCUGCGAGCCGUAUGGAUGAACUUCUUCAAUCUUCAAAGAAGGCUAUCAGGGAGUUGAUGGACCAGCUGAAGUGGACAAGAUGGAAGGAGUGCACCACCUGUGACUUUCACGAGGUGUGCUUUGCGCCGCUGUGGCCUGUCGGUGACAAGGACUCGUACGAGCAGCCCAACUGCAGGAAUCAUUCUUCGAUUCAGAAUAGCUGGUGGGAUAACCGGUACUGGGAUAUGCCGAAGAUGCCGCAUGCGCCGAAGCCGCCUUCGCGUGAGGACCUUUGA
Podospora anserina S mat+ is the source of this 1620-nucleotide messenger RNA. RefSeq lists its product as uncharacterized. The record is from RefSeq and is a predicted model, not a curated record. Lineage: Eukaryota; Fungi; Ascomycota; Sordariomycetes; Sordariales; Podosporaceae. The transcript has a single exon. Bases 1 to 1620 code for a protein of 539 amino acids.